Molecule: messenger RNA, 406 nt
Organism: Ascoidea rubescens DSM 1968
Lineage: Eukaryota; Fungi; Ascomycota; Saccharomycetes; Ascoideales; Ascoideaceae
Gene: NOP10
Product: snoRNP complex protein NOP10
Exons: 2
Coding region: 47-241 (64 amino acids)
Biological process (GO): rRNA pseudouridine synthesis; ribosome biogenesis; positive regulation of telomerase RNA localization to Cajal body
Cellular component (GO): box H/ACA snoRNP complex; box H/ACA telomerase RNP complex
Molecular function (GO): box H/ACA snoRNA binding; telomerase RNA binding
Source: RefSeq, a predicted model, not a curated record
GUAACUGAUAUUUUCCACCAGCCAACAUCAUCUUCUUAUCAUCAAAAUGCACUUAAUGUAUACUAUAGGCUCAGAUGGAAAGCGUAUCUACACCUUGAAGAAAUUGACUGAAAAUGGUGAAAUCACCAAAUCUGCUCAUCCUGCUCGUUUUUCGCCAGAUGAUAAAUACUCAAGACAAAGAGUUACUUUAAAAAAGAGAUACAAUAUGUUGCCAACUCAACAAGAACCUAUUGACUACUAAGCAAUCUACCGAUGUUUUCACUUGUACCAUAAUUUUAUUUAAUAGCAUAUCUAAUAUAUAGACAAUAGAUAUAUAUUGAAUUCAGAUUGGAUCUUUGAAAUUAUUAUCACCCUUCAAUUUAUCUUCUGCAGUUGCUUGAUAAUUUGUCAAAAUUCUUGAAAGCGC